This is a messenger RNA of Elaeis guineensis (African oil palm), 840 nucleotides long. Its product is annotated as thioredoxin M-type, chloroplastic. NCBI's taxonomy places the organism in Eukaryota, Viridiplantae, Streptophyta, Magnoliopsida, Arecales, Arecaceae. The record is from RefSeq and is a predicted model, not a curated record. Gene Ontology annotation, molecular function: protein-disulfide reductase activity. Gene Ontology annotation, cellular component: cytoplasm.
GGCAAAAGGAGGGAAAACAAUGUGACUUGCCUAAACCACAAGCUCCCCUGUCCACCCUCUCUUCAAGACCAACCAGACUACAAAGAAGACCAGGGAGCUCAAAUAAGUUGAAAUGGCUUUAGAAUCCUGUUUCCAAAUGAGCACCAUUGCCUCCACUACUAAAACUACCAGUGGAGCCAGAUUUUUGCAUGCCCACCACCCCUUCUCCUACAAGGAAAAGCAUAAUUUGCCAGCAUACAGUGGAUUAAAGAGAACUAUUUCAGCCCUCUCGACAUCGUCGACUCCAUCUACAUCGAUCUCUUUGGUUAAUAACCGUCGUAACCGAUUCAUCUGUCGAGCUAAAAAUGCUGUGGAUGAAGUCCUGGUGGCGAAUGAUGCCAAUUGGGACAACAUGGUCAUUGGAUGUGAGACACCAGUACUAGUAGAAUUUUGGGCACCAUGGUGUGGUCCAUGCCGGAUGAUCGCACCGAUGAUCGAUGAAUUGGCCAAAGACUAUGCUGGAAAGAUUAUCUGCUGCAAGGUCAACACCGACGAUUGCCCGAACAUCGCAUCCAAGUAUGGGAUUCGGAGCAUCCCAACUGUUCUGCUCUUCAAGAAUGGUGACAAGAAAGAGAGUGUCAUCGGAGCAGUGCCAAAAAGCACAUUGUGUGGUAUCAUAGACAAAUAUUUGGAAAUGUGAUCAGGUUCUUAAUUGUAUGGUCGCAUAAAUGUAGACCAUGGUUGUCAUGUUAGAUCAUGGCAUUGUGAUUUCAUGAAGUUACCGUCUAUAAGUCUCUUCUUGUACUCUUAUUUUUGCCUUUUAACAUUUCUGAAGUUGUGAAAGAAGCUUUAUACCUUAAA